UUGUUUUUUCUGGUUUUUUGUUUCGGUCCGGGUCGGGUUUUGGUUCGGGGGCCUCCAGAGAUGCCGACUGCGAUUCGGGCACCCGGCGCGUGCGUGUACGGGGCAUCGGGGCCGCGGGCGAGGACGGAGGGCCUAGGGAUCGCGAGCUGCCGCCCCGGGCCGAGCGCCGCGCGGUUCGGGCGGGGGUCGCGUCUCCGGCUCGGCGGGAGGCCGGUUCCCCUGGCGCCGGUUGGAGCGAUGGAGCCGCCGACGCAGAGCAGGGCGGCUUACGUGAACAGCAAAGCUGAUGGCGCUGAAGGUGAAAAUCUCCACCAGAUAUCUACUGUUGGAAACUCAACAAACAUCAAGUGGCACAGUUGUUCGGUUGAUAAACUUGACAGGCAGGAGUUGCUUCAGCAAAAGGGCUGUGUCAUAUGGAUCACAGGGCUCAGUGGUUCAGGGAAGAGCACACUAGCUUGUGCUUUAAGUCGGGGCCUGCAUUCAAGAGGAAAGCUGACCUAUAUCCUCGAUGGUGACAAUGUUCGUCAUGGUUUGAACAGUGAUCUGAGUUUUAGGGCAGAAGAUCGUGCGGAAAACAUUCGAAGGAUUGGCGAAGUAGCCAAGCUCUUUGCAGAUGCAGGGGUGAUUUGCAUUGCUAGUCUGAUAUCCCCAUAUAGAAAAGAUAGGUCAGCUUGCCGUGCCAUGCUGCCAGAAGGUGAUUUCGUUGAGGUCUUCAUGGAUGUGCCACUCCAAGUUUGUGAGUCAAGGGAUCCCAAGGGUUUGUACAAGCUAGCACGAGCUGGAAAAAUUAAAGGUUUUACAGGAAUUGAUGAUCCAUACGAACCUCCACUAGAUUGUGAGAUAGUGUUGCAACAGAAGGGAUCCGAAUGUGCUUCCCCUUAUGAGAUGGCUGAAGAAGUCAUCUGCUUCCUGGAGGGGAAAGGGUACCUCAGGGCCUAGUGCGGCGAAGUGGCCCUGGGCUUCUCUCGUCCGAAGCCUUUCUACUGCUAAUACCCUUCGUGCCGCUGAAACUGGCGACCCAGCCUCUUGCAUUAAGGAAACUCCUCGUUUCCAGUGUGGAUUUGUUCCGGUCGUAGAUUAAGUGUUGAUUAAUUUAUUAAGUUGUUCAUUGUUGUUGUAGCUUAGAAAAUUCAGGCUGCGAUAAAUAAUAAUGGAACGGUUGGUCUGGGGCUGGGUUGCAUAUGAGAGGAAUGUGUAUUAUAAUGACAAAUGAUUGUCUUCAUUGCUUCUAUUAGUUAUUAACUUUAUUGUGGAAUAAAAACUUUGUCAUGUUUCGAA
Molecule: messenger RNA, 1278 nt
Organism: Syzygium oleosum
Lineage: Eukaryota; Viridiplantae; Streptophyta; Magnoliopsida; Myrtales; Myrtaceae
Product: adenylyl-sulfate kinase, chloroplastic-like
Exons: 7
Coding region: 61-939 (292 amino acids)
Biological process (GO): sulfate assimilation
Molecular function (GO): adenylylsulfate kinase activity; ATP binding
Source: RefSeq, a predicted model, not a curated record